AUGGCGCUGGCAGUGGGCGGGGUCAGCCUGGUGUCGGGUCCUAACAGGAAAGACCUGGAGCAUCAGUGGGGCAGGGAAUAUAUUGGGGUAGAGCAAGGGCUGUGCCUGUGCUAUGGAGAUGAGGAGGACGACGAGGAACUUCCCAGGCCUUCCAUCAGUGCCUGGCCCAGCUCUGAGGUGAAGCCCAAGAGUAACGUCACUCUCCAAUGCCGGACCCAUUUCCAGAACGUGACAGUCACUCUGGGAAAGUUGCACAACUCUGGGUACCAGCGAGAGCUGAGAUCAGCGGGAAAGGAGGCUGAGUUCCACCUUACUAACCUGCAGCCUGAAGAUGCCGGGGGUUAUUUCUGUGCCUACAGGACAGCAGCAUCCCCCAGGUGGUCAGCAAAGAGUCAGCACUUACAACUGGUGGUCACAGCUGUGUCAGCCCGCGCUCUCAGGAUGGCCUCAUGA
Molecule: messenger RNA, 453 nt
Organism: Cricetulus griseus (Chinese hamster)
Lineage: Eukaryota; Metazoa; Chordata; Mammalia; Rodentia; Cricetidae
Source: RefSeq, a predicted model, not a curated record